AUGGGCCGAAGAAAGAGGGACCCAGAACAGGCGCUGGAAGAGCAAGUAGAUGAAGUUGAACAGCGCACUGCUACCCCGAGCAACCCGGUGGAGGAAGACAGUGUCGUCGAUUACUCCGAUAAAGUUUAUCUAACAAUAGAAGACCUUGAAUUGGUUCGUGAAAAUGAACCGAUUUGGCGGCGACUUCGGAUCGUUUUAAUUGUUUUGUUCUGUGUCCUUUGGGCUGGCCUAGUACUCGGAGUUGUGCUGACAGUGGUUUUGUCUGAUCGAUGCCCUCCAAGACCAACGCUGAGUUUUUGGCAAUCAAAAGUUGCAUAUUACCUCGACCCAUUUGCGUUCAGUGAUUCUGGUAGCGAUUGGAUCGGUGAUCUCCAGGGGUUGCGAAGCAGUAUGGGGUACCUGCAAGAGACUCUGGGUGCUGGAUUUGUCAUUAUGAAUUCCAUCAUGAAAGGACAAUACAGAGUGGAUCGAAAAAGUUUGGGCGAGGUUACCGACUUCAAAAGUGUCGACCCUGCUCUUGGCACUAUGAACGACUUCAGACAUAUGUUAAAAGCGUUUCACAAAAGUGGACUGGAGGUGGUUAUUGCUUUGGAUUUCAAUGGAAUAUCCCAAGAUCAUCCAUGGAUUAACGAUACGACUCAUUUAAAAGAAUACGACGAGAGCCUACAUUGGGUGUCUAGAAAUGGUAAACCACCUUUCAUGGAACAUGAUGGCAAAAAGUAUUACUCAGUGGAUAAUAAGCUUUUCGAUCUACAGUUCGGAAACGAGAAGAUUUUGGAAAUGAUUAUUGAUGUUGUGAAAUUUUGGCUUCAAGAGGGUGUCGAUGGUAUUCUUCUCAAAAACUGCGCCUUUUAUGUUGAAUCAGAUCAACCCACGUCAUCCGCGGCAAGAAACAUAGAAAAUCCAUGGCUGGCCGAAUUGCCUACUGCUCAACUAUUUCAAAACGGAAGCGUGACAGUUGUGCAGCGAGUUCGUAAAGUUCUCGACGACUACAGUGCCUCAAAGGGUAGAGAGAAAGUUCUGAUCGCUGAUCCCGGCGACACGGGCUUCGGUGCACAGCAGCUGUCGACCAUGAUUGGAAGUUUCCUUGGCACCAACAAAGAACCCGGAGCCCAUUUGGUAGUUUCGCGUCAAUUUGUUACCAACAGUGGUUCAAAGGAAGCAUCGAUGAAUACAGGUCAAAGUUCAGCACAUUUGGUGGCAUAUUACAAUUCAUCGGAUGAAAAAACCAAGUCCCUCGCCUUGCCUACCGCUACUGAUAGUGACUUGAUUCAUAACGACCUCUUCCUACUGGUCGCUGUAUUUUUAUUUCCCGGAACACCGGUAGUUUAUUACGGUUCGGAACUUGGAAACCACUACAAGAUUACAUCGGACUCCCCAAAAGAAGUAUAUCCAAUGGGAAAAGUUCCGAACACUGAGCAACCGCCGACGGAAUCGACGCUCGCCUGUCAACUCCCGAUGCCGUGGUCAUGGUCUGGAGAUAAGUUUUCUGCCAAAGGAGAUGAUCCUGACCGUUUCACACGAUUCCUUGAUUCUUACGGAUUAACUGAAACAAUGGAGUCAGUUACUGCGGCCGCUCGUGGUUCCAGUUAUUUUAGUGUGGUGAAGAAAUUGGUCGAACUUCGACAAUCACCUAGUAUGCUGUGGGGCAACCUUGAAGUCAUACAAACGAACGAAAAAAGUAGCGGUGAGUCAUUUGUCGCUUGGACCAACUCACUGGGUACAGUACAAAAGACACCAAGAACAUACACACGCAGGUACAAGCGUGAGCUAAACUAUCAACCAACCUAAAACGCACAUGUGCCGGUCGACAGGGAACUGACUAUACCCUUGGAAAGAGACAUGACCGGCAUUUUGUAACCACAGUUUCACAAUGACCAUAAGCUGAAUGGUCCAACCCACAUUGAUGAUUCGCUGAUAUGAUGA
Molecule: messenger RNA, 1926 nt
Organism: Dicrocoelium dendriticum
Lineage: Eukaryota; Metazoa; Platyhelminthes; Trematoda; Plagiorchiida; Dicrocoeliidae
Source: the annotation of a GenBank genome assembly